AUGAUAGAUCGAAUCGAAGCAUUCCAUAAUCGUUGCUUUUUGCAAAGUGACAUUAAACCUGAUAAAUUUUUACUUGAGGCAAGCUCAUCACCUAUAGUGAUUUAUCUAAUUGAUUAUGGGCUUUCAAAAUACUAUAUUGUAUAAUUAGAUGUAACUUAUAUAGAAUUCAAAAGGGGAUCAUAUCUAAUAAAUUUCGAAAGCAAGUUUGAUUGGUACUGCCAGAAAUGCUAGCAUUAGUGUUCAUGAUGAAAUAGAAUAAUUAAAAUAUUCAAAGAAUUCAGAAUUUUAAGUCGUUAUCGUUAACAUAAUAUUAGCUAAUGUAGAAAUAUUAUUCAUAGUUUUAGUUUUGAAACUGUAUAAAUUUAUUUGUUCUCAAUAUACUAUUCUUUAUGAAAAUAAACAAUUUAAGGAAAAUUAUUCAUCAUUAUAGAAUCAAAACUAAUAAUCAUUUAACUAAAAACUAUUGCAUUGUUAACUUGAUUCAUAAAGCAUUGUUUAUUUUCUUUACAGUUUAUUUUUAUGA
Molecule: messenger RNA, 523 nt
Organism: Paramecium primaurelia
Lineage: Eukaryota; Ciliophora; Oligohymenophorea; Peniculida; Parameciidae
Source: the annotation of a GenBank genome assembly